AUGGCUUUGCGUUGGCAGAGAGCUGUAGUUGUUAGAUGGUUCCUUUUGAUGCUCCUAUGGCAUUGGGCAGCCCUGGGGCCCUUAAGUUGGAUUCUGGUCCUGGCUGAACGUUUGGACCAGAACCCAUCGCCUUUCUCCACUGUCUCAGGCCGGAGCAGCGGCCAGUUGGACUGGCUCCUGUCCGACAAAGGGCCUUUCCACCGUUGUCCGGAAUACACCGAAUUUAAAGAGCGUUUCCAGCAAGGUUUCACCACACGCUACAAAAUCUACAGAGAGUUCAGUCACUGGAAAGUGAACAGCUUGGCCACAGAGAAGAGAGAUUUUUUCAAGGCCCCGCUGCCCUUGGCUCCCGAGUUCUUACGCAACCUCAGGCUCCUCGGACGAAGGCCAAGCAUCCAGCAGAUCCAUGAGAACCUCAUCAAGAAAUAUGGCACCCAUUUCUUAGUGUCAGCUACACUGGGUGGAGAGGAGUCGCUCACAAUCUUCUUGGACAAGCAAAAGCUCAGUAAGAAGUCGGAGGGAAGCGGAAACAGCUCUGUGGUCUCUCUGGAAAUCCUGCACCAGUUGGCAGCCUCCUACUUCACAGACCGGGAAAGCACCCUGAGGAGGUUACACCACCUGCAGAUUGCCACUUCUGCCAUCAAGGUAACAGAGACCAGAACAGGGCCUCUUGGAUGCAGCAACUAUGACAGUCUGGAUUCCGUGAGCUCCGUUUUAGUGCACAGCCCUGAGAAUAAAAUCCAUCUCAAAGGUUUACAGGAUGUUCUUCCGGAGUUCUUGCGGAAUCGCUUUGUGGAGGCCGCCCUCAGUUACGUGGCGUGUAAUUCCGAGGGGGAGCUUCUGUGUCGUAACAAUGACUGCUGGUGCAACUGUUCGCCAAAGUUCCCAGACUGUAACUGCCCAUUCAGCGACAUCAAGGCCAUGGAGGACGGCCUCCAGAAGAGCAAGGAAUCCUGGACCAACUUCAACAACGAGUUCAUGGAAUCAGACGAGUUCAAGGCCUUCCUGAAGAAACUGCCCACCGAUCGUUUUUUAAACACUUCGGCUAUCCUUAAAUUCUGGACGUCAGAUUUGGCUCUGCAGAGGAGGUACAGCCAGCUGGAGACGAGCUCUAAACUCAUCCUGGGGAAAGCUCACAAGAUCGUCCGCAAACUGUUCACCUUGAGCAAACGCUGCCCGAAACAGCCUAAGAUAAGCCUGCCAAGAGAGAGGACGCUGGGGUUUUGGCUGAACAGAGCUCAGUCCCUGCUUUACUGCAAUGAACACGGCAUCCUGGGAACCUUCUCGGAAGAGGUGCAGGGAUGCAUAUGUGGCACGGAACAGAGCGCCGCCUGCCAGGGGACGGUGCCAUGCUUAGUGGGCGAGGGGACAUCCUGCUCUUCCUGCGCCCAGGACAACAUUACCCGCUGUGGGACGUGCCAACCUGGCAGUAUCCUUCACCUGGGUUACUGCCGCCCCAACAUAGCCAACUCCUUGGACCAUUAUGUCAAUUUCGACUUCGACAUGCCAGACGCCGAAAUGAGGUACCUCCUGCACAGGCUAGACAGUCGCAUGGAGGUCCACGCCAUCUACAUCAGCAACGACGUGCGUCUGGGAAGCUGGUUUAACCCGGCCUGGAGGAAACGCAUGCUGCUCACCCUAAAGAGCAACAAGAACAAGUCCAACCUCAUCCACAUGCUGAUGGGGAUUUCUUUCCAGAUCUGUUCGACCAAGAACAGUACCCUCGAGCCCGUGCCUGCAAUUUACGUCAACCCCUUCGGGGGAAGUCAUUCGGAGAGCUGGUUCAUGCCAGUCAAUCAACUGGACUUCCCAGAUUGGGAAAGAACUAAACUGGAUGCCUCACUUCAAUGCUACAAUUGGACCCUUAAUCUUGGUAGCAAGUGGAAGUCCUUCUUUGAGACGGUACACAUUUACUUGCGCAGUCGCGUGAUCACAGACGACCCCACUGUCAACGAGACCCUUUUUUACGAGCCCUUGGACUUGGAUGACCAUUCGUCCAACCUGGGAUACAUGAAGAUCAACAGCCUGAAAGUGUUUGGCUACAGCAUGCACUUUGAUCCAGAGGGAAUCAAGGAUCUGAUCCUGCAGUUGGACUACCCUUAUACGCAGGGCUCUCAGGACGCUGCAUUCUUAAUGUUGCUGGAGAUGAGGGACCGAAUUAACAGGCUUUCUCCACCGGGGGCGCAACCUCUGGAUCUCUUCUCCUGCAUGCUGAGGCAUCGGUUAAAGCUCUCCACCAGCGAGGUGGUGAGAAUCCGGGACUCUCUCCAGAGCUUCAGUGCCAAGCUGCCCAACUCCUCAGAACCAGAGCUAAGCCAGUUGUGCAGCUAG
Chanos chanos (milkfish) is the source of this 2331-nucleotide messenger RNA. It is a transcript of the gene brinp2, whose product is annotated as bone morphogenetic protein/retinoic acid inducible neural-specific 2. Gene Ontology annotation, biological process: negative regulation of mitotic cell cycle; nervous system development; cellular response to retinoic acid. Lineage: Eukaryota; Metazoa; Chordata; Actinopteri; Gonorynchiformes; Chanidae. Gene Ontology annotation, cellular component: dendrite; neuronal cell body; cytoplasm. The record is from RefSeq and is a predicted model, not a curated record. The transcript is spliced from 7 exons. Bases 1 to 2331 code for a protein of 776 amino acids.